Messenger RNA from Echinops telfairi (small Madagascar hedgehog), 2944 nucleotides. It is a transcript of the gene PIDD1, whose product is annotated as p53-induced death domain protein 1. Gene Ontology annotation, biological process: apoptotic process; DNA damage response; signal transduction. The record is from RefSeq and is a predicted model, not a curated record. NCBI's taxonomy places the organism in Eukaryota, Metazoa, Chordata, Mammalia, Afrosoricida, Tenrecidae. Gene Ontology annotation, molecular function: protein binding. The transcript has 16 exons. Bases 107 to 2863 code for a protein of 918 amino acids.
CCGCUCAGCGUGGAGCCGGACCCGGAGCGCAGCCUCCUGACUCUGCCUGAGCAGGCCUGCCCAGCAAGCUGGGACAUGUCUGGUCCCCAAGGGCAGUCGGUGGGCGAUGGCAGCAGUGACGGACAGGCUAGCGACAGAAGAUGCGACAGAAGAUGUGGUCCGAGGCCCAGAGGAGGCUGCUGCAGCUCGGGCCGUGGAGGCAGAGCCCCUUCUACACAGGAACCUCCUAAACCUGAGCCUGCACCCAGGGGGCUGCCGCCACCUGCUGCACCUGUGUGCCCAGCAGUCCCCGGAGGAGCUGCAGCGGCUGAGAUUCCUGCGGCUGGGCACCCACGAGGACCCUGGGCUCCUGGAAGCCGCACUGGCCCAGCUGCCCAGCAGGCUGCCCCAACUCUAUUCCUUGAUGCUCUUAGGUGGGCAGCAGCAAGACUCAGAGGGUUACCGCCUGCGGGGCAACCUGACCUCGCUGCCCUCCUGCCUGAGUGGCCUGGCCCACCUGACGCACCUGGACCUGAGCUUCAACAAGCUGGAGACGCUGCCGGCCUGCGUCUCGCAGCUGCCCUGCCUGGACACUCUGCUGAUCUCUUACAACGACUUCUCCGAGCUCCCAGUCUCCUUCCCCGCCCUCACCUUCUACGCUGCCGUCCACAACUACCUGCAGAUGGUGCCGGCGGCACUGGGCACGCUGUCUACCCUUCAGCGCCUCGAUCUCUCCGAUAACCUUCUGGACACGCUGCCCCCUGAGAUCGGGGACCUGAGCAACCUCGUUGAGCUCAACCUGGCCCGCAACCGACUGGGGAGCCUCCCGGACUCCCUGACGAAACUGCACUCGCUGCGGCUCUGUGUCCUGUUCAGCAACCUCCUGACCUCGCUGCCCAUCGGCCUCACCCGCCUCCCGCUGCUCACCCGGCUUGACCUGAGGGCCAACAAGCUACGGGAGGUGCCCCCUGAGUACCUGGAUGCCCCCUGCGUGCAGCUGCAGGAGAACCCCUUGGGCAGGCCCCCCCCGGAUCCCCCGAGCCCCCCAGGGACACCUGUGGUUCCCGAAAUGCCCAGCCUCUUCUUGACCUCGGAAUUGGACAGCUUCCUGGUGACCCCCCAAGGCUGCUCAGUGACCCUGGCUUGCGGCUUCCGCCUGUACUUCCCUGAGGGGGCCACUGCCACCCCCAUCACCAUCCACUACCGACUGUGGCUGCCGGAGCCGCGCCUGGUGCCUCUAGGGCCACACGACACGCUGCUCAGCCACGUCCUGGAGCUGCAGCCCCACGGGGUGGCCUUCCAGCAGGACGUGGGCCUCUGGCUGCUCUUCUCGCCCCCUCGGGCCCGGCGGUACCGUGAGGUGGUGGUCAGGACGCUGAGUGAGGACAGCUGGACAGACCUGGAGACCCAUCUGGAGGGCGUGGUGGCCUCCAAGCGGCUGUGGGCUCGCUGCCAGGUGCCUCACUUCUCCUGGUUCCUAGUGGUCUCCCGGCCAGUGUCCAAUACCUGCCUGGUGCAGCCAGAGGGGGCGCUGCUCCUGUCCUCGGUGCACCCCGGGAUCAAGGUGGUCUUCCCUCCGGGGGCCACCGAGGAGCCUCGCCGUGUGCGGAUGCAGGUGGUGCAUGUGGCCAGCCUGGAUCUGGAAGCGCUGCUGGGGGACCCGGAGGCGGCCAUGAGUCCCCUGUUGUGCCUUUGGCAGGACAGCGUCCCUGACUUCCUUCAGCCCAUCACCAUCCAGCUGCCUCUGCCCCCUGGUGUCACAGGCCUGAGUCUGGACCGCUCCUGCUUGCACCUGCUGUACCGGGCCCCUCCCUCGGCCACCUGGGAUGACAUCACCAUGCAGGUAGCCCUGGAGCUCACACACCUGUACGCCCGCUUCCAGGUCACACACUUCUCCUGGUACUGGCUGUGGUACACCACCAAGACCUGUGUGGGGGGCCUGGCACGCAAGGCCUGGGAGCGGCUGCGGCUGCACCGGGUGAACCUCAUUGCCUUGCAGAGACGCCGGGACCCCGAGCAGGUGCUGCUGCAGUGCCUUCCCCGAAACAAGGUGGAUGCCACGCUGAAGCGGCUGCUGGAGCGGUACCGAGGGCCUGAGCCUUCUGACACUGUAGAGCUGUUUGAAGGCGAGAAGUUCUUCGCUGCCUUUGAAAGAGGCAUCCAUGUGGAUGCUGAGCGCCCAGACUGUGUGGAGGGCAGGGUGUGCUUUGUCUUCUACUCACACCUGAAGAAUGUGAAGGAGGUGUAUGUGACCACGGCCCUGGACCGGGAGACUCAAGCCGUGCGGGGUCAGGUGUCCUUCUACCGUGGUGAAGUCCCCACUGAGGUGCCCGAGGAGGCUGAGGCUGCCCGGCAGAAGAAGGCUGCCGACACCCUGUGGCUGGCCACCCUGCCCAUCAAGCUGCCGAGACUUCGCCGGUCCCAAGGGCCAGGGCUGGGGCCAGAGCAGGGGCCGGGGGCCAGCCUCUCCUUAGAGCCUCUGAACCUGGGUGACCCGGAGAGUGGCUUCCUCACCCAGGGCAACUUGCUCUGUGUGGGCAAGCGCCUGGGCCCCGACUGGCAGGCUGUGGCCUUGAACCUGGGCCUGUCCUACAGUGAGUUGCAGCGUAUCCGGCAUGAGUUCCGGGAUGACCUGGACGGACAGAUCCGCCACAUGCUCUUCUCCUGGGCUGAGCGGCAAGCCGGGCGGCCAGGCGCUGUGUGGCUCCUGGUGCAGGCCCUGGAGCAGAGUGACCGGCAGGAUGUGGCUGAGGAGGUGCGAGCCAUCCUGAAGCUCGGCCUCCAGAAGUUUCAGGCCAACAUCCAGCGCUUAGGCCUGGCCCCUUCGGACCCCAGCCCUCCCUGCACCUCCACAGCACAGUCCCCAGAGCCCACCCAGGCUUAGGCUGGGCUGGUCCCCGGCCCUGCCCUCUGCCCCCAAGGGGUCUGGUGACCCCUCCUUCAACAAUGAGCACCCACCAUUCUG